Messenger RNA from Diuraphis noxia (Russian wheat aphid), 873 nucleotides. Its product is annotated as zinc finger MYM-type protein 1-like. Lineage: Eukaryota; Metazoa; Arthropoda; Insecta; Hemiptera; Aphididae. The record is from RefSeq and is a predicted model, not a curated record.
AUGUCAAUUUUAGGAGUUUUCAUGAAAAUUGAUUUUAUAAAAAAUUUGGUGAUGAAACAAUGGUACAUAGAUUGGUUAACAUGCUCUCCAUCAGAAAACAGGRUAUAUUGUUCACACUGCAUGUUAUUCGGCAAACAUCGUCAAAGAGCGUGGGUCCAUGAUAGAUUCCAACAAUUUAAAAAUGGAACAAUAGCCUUGUUGACACAUGAAACUAAAGAACAAAGAAAGCAAGUAGCUUUUAAUAGAGAAAUCGUGAGUCAACUAGUAGAAGUCACAAAGUUCCUUAGACAACAUUCGCUCGCAUUUAGAGGUCAUCGAGAAAAUUGGUCAARAAUCAUCAAACAAAAUUUUAAAGACUUGCUAUUGCUUCUGAGCAACCAUUCUCCUGUGAUUUCUGUCCACAUUGCUAACAUAAAAACACAUUCUAGAAAAGAAUUAUCUUUCAUUAGUUGGGAUCGUCAAAAUUUAUUGAUUAAUGCAAUAUCCCCAGAAAUAGUUUCUUUUAUCAAAUCAGAAUUAAAUAAUGCACAGUUUUUUGUAUACGUAUUGAUUCAACAUUUAAUAUCUCUAGAAGAGAAGAAGUAUCAUUCAUUGUACGUUAUGUUGAGGWCUCAUUAUGAAAUUAAUGACCGAUUACUUGCAAUGAAGGAUUCAGUAGAAACCGCUGGACCAGCUCUAUUUAAUUUAUUUUCAAAAGUAAUAAAUAGUCACAAUAUUGAUUGGAAAUCAUAUCUCAUUGGACAAUCAUAUGAUGGUGCAGCAAGCAUGCAGGGAAAAUAUAAUGGGUUACAAACAAAAGUUAAAGAAUUAUGUUCUCAAGCAACUUUUGUGUGGUUAGGUCAUGCUCAUCGUCUUGAUUUGAUAGUGGUUUGA